Danio aesculapii is the source of this 2550-nucleotide messenger RNA. It is a transcript of the gene pnn, whose product is annotated as pinin, desmosome associated protein. NCBI's taxonomy places the organism in Eukaryota, Metazoa, Chordata, Actinopteri, Cypriniformes, Danionidae. Gene Ontology annotation, cellular component: catalytic step 2 spliceosome. The record is from RefSeq and is a predicted model, not a curated record. The transcript has 9 exons. Bases 36 to 2036 code for a protein of 666 amino acids.
GACACCCCACGCGCUGCUGGAAGACGGAGAGCAAGAUGGCGGUGGCCGUGCGAAGUUUGCAAGACCAGCUGGAAAAAGCCAAGGAAGGCUUAAAGAGCGUGGACGAGAAUAUUCGAAAACUAACCGGCAGAGAUCCGAGUGAACUAAGACCGGGUCAGAAUAGGAGACUUACCAUCCCAGGCCCAGGAGGAGGUAGGGGGCGUGGAAUCAAUUUGCUGAGGCGUGGACUCUCAGAUAGCGGUGGAGGACCCCCAGCCAAACUGAGAGACAUCGACGGGGCACUCUUGAGGCUGGCAGGGGAUCAGCGAGCCAGGAGAGAUUCACGCCAUGACAGCGACGCUGAGGAUGAUGAUGACGUCAAAAAACCAGCGUUGCAGUCAUCUGUGGUUGCUACCUCCAAGGAACGUACGCGCCGAGAUCUUAUUCAAGAUCAGACCAUGGAUGAGAGAGGAAAGCAGAGGAACCGGCGCAUGUUUGGCCUGUUGAUGGGAACAUUGCAGAAGUUUAAACAGGAGUCUACUGUGUCCACAGAGCGGUUAAAAAGGCGGCAAGAAAUUGAGCAGAAAUUGGAAGUGCAGGCAGAACAGGAGCGUAAAAAAGUGGAGUGUGAAAGGAGAGAGCUCUUUGAAGAAAGACGUGCCAAACAAACGGAGCUGCGACUUCUGGAGCACAAAGUGGAGCUCGCUCAACUGCAAGAAGAGUGGAAUGCACAUAAUUCUAAGCUCAUCAAAUUUAUUCGCACGAAGACCAAACCCCCGAUCUUCUAUUUGCCUGGGCGAAUGUGCUCCGCUACGCAAAAGCUCCUUGAGGAGUCACAGAAAAAACUCAAUGGUGUGUUUGAUGAGAGACGCGAAGCCUUUGCUGAGCAAAUCAAUAAAAUGGAAGCUCGGCCAAGGCGUCAGUCCCAGAGGACAGGGGACAAAGAAAUGGAGGGCAGCCGUCGGGCUGAAGAAACGAAGAAAGAAGAUCAAGAGGAGGGUAAGGCUGGUGUAGGCCGGGCAGGUAACAGGCAUGUUGUGGAGAUGGAUGACGAGGAUGAAGAUAUAGUAGAGGAGGAAGCAGAGGAGAGCUCAGAGGUUAGGGAGAGAGAUGAGGAUCAGGAGCAGGAACAGGGAGAAGAGAAGGAAGAGAAAAAUGAGGAGAGUGAGAGGAAGGCAGAGGAAGACGAGGAGGAAGAGGAUGAAGAUCCAGGAACGGUUGAGGUUAAGGAAGAUGAGGAAGAACAGAUGGAGGUCACUGAGGUUGUGGGGGAGGUUGAGGCACAGGGUAAGUUGCAGGUUGAGAGUCCAGAAGCAACAGUUGAAGAGGUAGGUAAUGUAAGAAUGGAGGAAGAGCAGGAGGUAGAAAGUGAGACUCAGCAGGAAGUUACGGUAGACUCCCAGCAAACUCCUGAAAACCAGACGGAAACCCAGCCUGAGGAGAGUAAAGAGCCUCAAGUGGAUGCCCCGAGCCCUAACGAGACCCAACACGACAGCAAAGAAGAGGAAGCUGCUGUGCCUGAGACUCAACAGCCACAGGCUGAACCUGAACCAGAACCAGAAGUCCCUUCUCAAGAGCCGAGCCAAGAACUCUCAGUAGAGCCGCAAGCAGCCAAAACAGACACAAAGGAAGCUGGAGAGGAGGCUGAUGAUGCUCGCGGACGAGCCAAAGUCCAAGCCAAGAAGAGCAAGAGCCGAAGUAGCAGCAGCUCCUCUUCCAGCUCCUCCUCCAGCUCGUCGUCCAGUGGCUCCAGCUCCUCUUCUAGCGGAUCCAGCAGCAGCUCCUCCGGCUCCUCCUCAUCAUCCAGUUCACGCUCUCGCAGUCGCGGCCGGGAUAGAGAAAACCGGGAUCACAAACACCGCCGUAGACCUUCAGACCGAGAGCGGAGGAGGAGCGGCAGUGAGAGGGCGCACAAAUCCUCUAAAAGGAGUGGACGGGAAGGCAAAGGGUCUAAAGACAAAAACUCUAAACCCGACCGCAAGAGGACGAGCUCUGAGGGAAGAAGGUCUUCCAGGAGUGAGAGGGAUCGGAAGUCUGAUCGGAAAGAUCGCCGUUGAGUUGAUGACCGUCUGGUGUAGUUUCUUCGAGGAUGUCAUGUGGUUACUAUUUUUAAUUUUUUUUUCCUCUGAGGCACAGUUUCCUAACUAUUUUUCUUGAGUGGAAUUUACAAUUAAGGUCUCCAUCUCCGGAUAUUUUUUUUUUUUCCGUAUAGUUUUGUCUGAUUAUUUCAGUCUAUCUGAGAAUUUUUAAAGAUUUCUAAACAGUGCUUUUAAGAGCCAUCACUCUAAAAAAUGUCAUGCUGUAUCAGACCUUCCACGGACAUUAUUCUCGAAACAUGCUUGUGCUGAUCCUUCACCUGAUCCACUAUGGUUUUACCAGUUUCUGUCAUACAGCUUAAACGCUGACUUUUCCAGUUACGUGAUGCCAUAUUAAUGUGAUUUUUAAUCAUCGGUAAAUAACAAGCGUCCAAUCUGGCAGUAUCUCACAGUGAUGAAGUUCUUUUUGUUGUUGGAGCUAAAUUGUCCAUUUUUUGGGGGUGGGGGUAAACAUUAAAGACAAUUUCUCUUCAUA